Molecule: messenger RNA, 822 nt
Organism: Hansenula anomala
Lineage: Eukaryota; Fungi; Ascomycota; Saccharomycetes; Phaffomycetales; Wickerhamomycetaceae
Gene: MMS21
Product: SUMO ligase MMS21
Exons: 1
Coding region: 1-822 (273 amino acids)
Biological process (GO): double-strand break repair via homologous recombination; protein sumoylation
Cellular component (GO): Smc5-Smc6 complex; nucleus
Molecular function (GO): SUMO ligase activity; zinc ion binding
Source: RefSeq, a predicted model, not a curated record
AUGUCAGAAGGUCUUCAAUUGCCAUCAUACUUCCCAGUGUCAAGAAGUCUUCAGCGUGAGCUCGAAGAUUUGAGAGAUAGUUCCACUUCAUUGGAUGAGUUGAAGAAGACACAGGAAGAAAUAUUGAAAGCUGCAGUUACAUAUUUUCAAUUGUUAUUCCCAGAUGAUGCAAACAGUGAAUGGAAUAUCGAAGGUGCUGUGAAUUUGGAAUUAAUCAAACAACUGCUUGAUUCAUAUGAAAGUUUAGUGGGUGCUCAACAACAAACAACACAUUUCAAUCAAACAUUUAACAAAGCUAAAAAUCAAAUCAGAGCUAGACUAAGAGAGGAACCAGAAUUGAGCGUGGAUAAUAUAGAUGCAUAUAGAUCAGUGGGCACGAACAAGAAGUCAUUUGGUGAAAUUCUUGAUGAGGAAUUGAAGCGAGUUCCACCUAUCAACAAAGAUGAAAGUAAUCCAGAUUAUAUUUUCUUGAAAAAUGCAACAUUUGUGAUAUCACAUCCAUUAGAUCCAUUGCCAGAUGAAGAAGAAGAUGAUGAUAUCCAAGUUGGUGGUGGUAAAAUUGAUUUGAAAUGUCCAAUUUCUAUGAAUUACUUUGACGCUCCAAUGAUCAGUACAAAAUGUAAACAUACAUUCGAUCAAGCAAGUAUACUGGGGACUUGGAAAUCUGCUGGUGUGAUGGAGGAUUGUCCAACACCAGGUUGUAGAGCGCGUUUGAGAAGAGCUGACUUUAUUCCAGAUAGAUUGAUGACACUAAGAGUGAAAAGUUUCAAAGCUCAAGAAAAGAAAUUGGAAAAUGCUGAAGAGUAUGAGAAAUUGGAUUGA